This is a messenger RNA of Ooceraea biroi (clonal raider ant), 979 nucleotides long. RefSeq names its product transmembrane protein 17B. NCBI's taxonomy places the organism in Eukaryota, Metazoa, Arthropoda, Insecta, Hymenoptera, Formicidae. The record is from RefSeq and is a predicted model, not a curated record. Gene Ontology annotation, biological process: non-motile cilium assembly. Gene Ontology annotation, cellular component: ciliary transition zone.
AGCACUGGUAGGCAACGUAACAAUUAACUGUCGCGCGACUGAUCGUGAAGAUGAUCGGAGCUCAUUUUUAAACUGUAUGUAAUUCAAUUGUAUUAUUUGUCUGAACGUGAGAAUCUUAUGUUGUAAAUAAUGUGGAUGUGGAGAACGUCGGUUAUUACCGCGUCGGAUCGUAUAUUUCCCGGCUUAGCGCAUUAUGAUAAAAAAAGGGAAUUUUAUGAUAUAGGAAAUCAAAUACAGUCCAAUUUGCCACUCCAAAUGGCACUGUACUUUAAUGUAUGGGUUUAUCCUCUGUGGUUUCUCGUAAUGCUCGUUAAUUUAGAUGCAAAAUAUUAUUACUUGACAGACGUAUACAAGUUUAUAACUGUAGCAGUGUUUAGUGUCAUAUCAAUAUUCGAGGGUAUACGACUCUACCUGGGAUACUUGGGAAAUUUAGCGGAAAAGAUUCCAGAAUUGGCAAGCUUCUGGUUGGUUUCCACUCUCAUACAUUUCCCGUUGGAGAUGUUUCUCCUGCUCGAUAAGAAAACCAAAGCUCAUAUCAGUGAAACGAUCGCUAAUGGUAGCAUGAUGUUUCUGCUUGUUAUAGAAAUUGUAACAGCCACGGUAGCUUUAAGGAAGCUGGCAGAGCAUCAUGCUAAAAGAUUUUAUGUUGCACAAUUAUAUGGUAUUGAUGACAGGACACAUUAAUGUUUGCUAAAUUUAUUGUUAAGAUUUGAGUUUGUUAUGUCUGUGAUUACUCAUUCAGUAUAUCUGUGCUGAGCAGCUAUCGAGGAAAAAUCGAUACUAGGUAUUAUAAAAUAAUCGAGAUCUCUUUCUAGAUAAAAAUUAUGAUAUCAUUAUUAUUAAUAUUAUAAUAUUUAAUAUAUAUUAAAUAUAUAUUUAAUAUACCAAUUUUUAUACUUUCAUACAAUUUAUACAUGCGCUGACUGAUGUAAGCCCUACAAUGUACAAAUAUUCAUAUAAAUUUAUAUACGUAAUAAGC